CCGCUGGGUCGUCCUCCCUAGAAGUGCAAGGACAGGACCCGCGUUAAUGAAGAGGCCAUAGAAAGGCCCGGGCCCGGCUCCCCGGGAGCAUCACCACAUGCAACGGGCGGCCGCCGAAUACGCCACCAGUUCGGGCAACUAUCAUGAGGACCUGCUGCACAACCUCUUCCAGGUUGUGCAAUUCACCGAGCCCGACCAUGCGCAGACGCUAGUGGAGAUGAUCCGCAACCAUGCCUCGCUGGAGGAGGUGCGCGCCUAUCUGGAUCAGGCCCUGGCGCAAGCCCGGGCCACGGCGCCGGACCAAGACGCCCUGGACCACCUGGAGGGCCUGCGACGCGGCAUCGAGGUCGAAAGUGAGCCGCCGCGGUUUCGCCCGCAAAUCAUGGAUAUCCGCUACUUGUGCGGCAGCGCCCCCUACCGCCUCCCUGCCAAACCAUGGACCUCCGUCACCGACGACGACGACCUGGUCUCGCACCUCGUCUCCCUGUAUCUCGUCUGGGACUAUCCCUUCUUCGCCUUUUUCGACAGCCAGAUCUUUGUCAAACACAUGGCUAUGGGCAAGGUCGAGUCCGACUUUUGCAGUCCCUUCCUAGUGAAUGCCCUCCUGGCCAACGCAUGCUACUACUCGCAAUAUUCCGAAGCGUAUACCAUCCCCGGGGAUGUCCGCACGAAAGGUGCCGACUUCCUAGCCGAGGCCGAGCGCCACCUACAAUCGCAUCAGUUUGAAAAAGGUGGAGAUAUCCGCCUGGCUUCUCUGCAAGCGCAUCUGCUGCUGUAUGAGAGAUAUUCCCUGUCAGGUCAUGAUGAUUGGGGCUACACCAUGCUGCAUCGCGCCAUUGAAAUGGCCGAGUCGCUAGGCAUCGUGAACAAGCCCGACCUACAUCUCGCGCCAUCCCAGAUGUCCGAGGAUAUGAUUGUCUCGGUCAGGCGCACUGCAUGGGGUCUAUUUCAAGUCGAUACAGUCGUGCACACCAACUUCCUCCGACCGAGCCGCGUGAGGUCCGUGAGCGUCGAACGCAUCAAUCGGAACGACACUGAUCUAAGUGACAUGUGGACGCCAUACCCAGUCUCCAAUCUCUCGCGGCCGUCAUACAUGAGCUUGUACUUCGAUGAAGCGUUCAGGUCGGAGACCGAUCCGGAUCAGCGCAAGCAAGAUCUCUAUGAUCAGCUGUGCCAGUGGGAAGCGAACCUACCGGACAGCUUCGAUCCGUCUGAGCGACUGGCCCCGCAUCUGCUCUUACUCAGAAUGCGAUACCACACGCUAGUUAUCAAUCUUUGCUUCGACCGGUUUGGGGUCCACCCACUACUGUCGGAAUCCGACGAGCGCACGCCCCCCAGAAGCAAAGGAUUCAGCUCCCAGGACAUCGCCAUUUCCUCGGCGCGGACCAUCGCCAGCCUCUCGCAACAACUCCGGUCGGAGUACGGCAUGGAGCACGCCCAUCAGUUCGCCAUGUAUGCUAUCAAUCUCGCCCUAUUCACCCUUCUCGACCAGGACCACUUCGACAUCCUCGACCGGGACUUCCUGACGCUGACCAGCGCCAUGUCCAUCAUCGCCUGUCGCUCGCAGCUCGGACGGAGCGUGUUCCACCUCUUCAAGUUGGCCGUGCGGUCCCGCAACCAAGGGGACCGGGUGCAACAGUCGGAGGAAGUACCGCCCGGGAUCAAGGAGCUGUUCCAGCAGGACUCGCAGUCGCGGACCCCCGACCGCUGGGAUCGCUACGCGGAGAACCUGACCAAGUUGGAUGGCGAAACCAGCGCUAUCGACACCCGUGAAGCCCCAGACCCGUUGGCCAACUAUGGCCUUCAUGACAUGCUAGAGCGGUACGAGAGGUUGAGUGUCGGGAAGGGGGAUGAAUGGGAAGAUCGCCGGCCGGGGGAAGAGUCGGCCUUUUGAUUUCAUGGACGGUUUGAUCUAGACGAUGUCUUCUACAUGAAUUGCCCAACA
Aspergillus ibericus CBS 121593 is the source of this 1945-nucleotide messenger RNA. Its product is annotated as transcription factor domain-containing protein. The transcript is spliced from 6 exons. Gene Ontology annotation, molecular function: zinc ion binding; DNA binding. NCBI's taxonomy places the organism in Eukaryota, Fungi, Ascomycota, Eurotiomycetes, Eurotiales, Aspergillaceae. Bases 98 to 1894 code for a protein of 598 amino acids. Gene Ontology annotation, biological process: DNA-templated transcription. The record is from RefSeq and is a predicted model, not a curated record.